CAUGUAUUAAGCAUAGGUUGCCAUUAGCCUGGCGGAAGUCCCAACGUAUUUCGCCCGCCACCCAUUCAGUUGCAUGAAUGCUGUGAGAUUUUUGCCCGAAACAUGGCUGUUAUUAGAUGUGGCCGAAGGCAGUUCGAUUUGAACCUCAUAACAGUUGAACCAGUUUUGUUUCUUUACAUGACCGGAUUAUAUCUCAGAGGCCCAACCUUCCAGGCCUUUGUGUUUGACAAGAUCUGCACUGAUCGCUACAACGAGACUUUCUGUACCAGUCUGCAGAACAAGACGUUCCAGGAGGACCACAAAACAGAAGAGGAUUAUGUCCAGUCUCAAACGUCCUAUUGGAUUUUGAGGAAAAAUGUUGUGGAACUUGUUCCAUCAUGUUUGCUUGUCCUGUUUCUCCUCGGAUCCUUGGGUGACAAAGUGGGUCGAAAACUACCUGUGAUUUUACCCUGUUUGGGAGAAGUGCUGUCUUCCAUUGUCUACUUGAUUCUGUCAAUUUACCCGUCAAGUAAAGUGGAGUACGUCAUGAUUGCUGCUGCAGUAAAUGGCUUGUCCGGGGGUUUCACGUCCCUGCUUAUGUCCGUGUACAGCUACGUGAUGCACAUUGCUGAUCCAGCCAAUAGAACUGUGCGAAUGGGGAUCAUAGAGUCGAUUGUCUUCUUUGCUGGAACAGUUGGGGUCUUCGUAUCGGGAGUCAUGCUGGACAAUACAAGCUUCGUAUUCGUCUUCGCGUUCAUAAGUGGAAGCUCCUUCUUAGGACUGUUAUACGCUCUCCUACGUCUGGAGAACAUCACAGCCAACACGACAAGACCCGAGGGUGAAGGUAUCUGCACGUACUGGUUUCUGUCCUCCAUCAAGGAGUCUGGUCGUUUUCUGAUGAAGAAGAGGCAAAGGAAGAGAAAACUCCAUAUCUUCUUACUUUUCAUCGUCUUAAUCCUCCUUAUGAUCGCAACAGUAGGUGAAGCUGACGUCCUUCUCCUGUACACAAGGCGAGCACCUCUCAGCUGGUCACAGACAACGUUCGGUUACUAUAAGGGUCUGGAGAACUUCACUCGCGGUCUAACCCUGGUCACAGUUAUGCCUCUGUGCAGGAAGAUGAGAGACACCACUUUAGGACUAUGGGGCCUGGCGUCCAAGAUCAUCGGCCUGGUGGUCAUGGGAUUCAGUACACAGACAUGGCUGUUGUUUCUAGUUGUGAUAUUUGCCAUGUUUCAAGGCUUUCCAGCAGCUGUUGCUCGAUCACUUGUGUCCAAUAUGGUCAGCCCCGCUGAACAGGGACGCCUGUUUGGACUGGUUGCUGUCGUGGUGGAUAGCACUGGAAGCUUGUUGUCAUACCUCAUCUUCAAUGAACUUUACCCAGCAACCCUUGCUUUCUUCCCAGGGUUCAGCUUUAUGUUGGCUGCUGGUCUGUGUGUCAUCGCCGCAGCCAUCAUGCUGUGGCUACGUGUGGAACUGAGAGAAAAGGCAUUGGAUGAUACAACAACUGCAAAACCCAGGAGAGGAGACACAGAUAACGUUAGCACAGGGGACGGUAAGGCGGAGACUGUGAUGCCUCACAUGUAAACAAAAUCCUGAUCAUGCCACAAGCAGCUCAAGGGAUGUCAGAUCUUUACCUUAAUAAUUCAAAUAGUUCAAAUUAAGCUACGCACACUGGACACAAUGAUACACAUUGUUUGAGAAAUAGACCAUUGUGAAUCGUAACGUUGUGCUGUUACGUCAAAGUAUUAGGUGACGUCACUGGCCAUCACUGUUGACGUUAUGUUGUCACUGAUGGCCUCCGAGAUGGUUUUCAAAAUUUGAGAGAACAUGCCUUCAUUACAAUUAUUUCGAGAGCGUAGACGGUAAAGAGAUUAUCACAUUAAUGAUUGUCUCCUGUAGACUCACAAGAACCACCUCCGUUUCUGGUCUGGGAUUAUCUCCAGGAAUAGGGUAAAGUUUGGGGUAGGUUCUCAGUGCCAUCACCAGUAUAUACUUGUGGUAAAGUAAUGUAUUCUUACAUAAUUUUGGCAAACGUGUAGUAACAUUUGAGUAAGCAUGUAAAUGAAAACAGACACUUUAAUCAAAUCGGAUAUAAACCUGUAUCAAAAUU
This is a messenger RNA of Haliotis rufescens (red abalone), 2089 nucleotides long. Its product is annotated as solute carrier family 46 member 3-like. Gene Ontology annotation, cellular component: membrane. The coding region runs from base 103 to 1563 and encodes 486 amino acids. Lineage: Eukaryota; Metazoa; Mollusca; Gastropoda; Lepetellida; Haliotidae. Gene Ontology annotation, molecular function: transmembrane transporter activity. The record is from RefSeq and is a predicted model, not a curated record. Gene Ontology annotation, biological process: transmembrane transport. The transcript has 7 exons.